AAUUUAAUUAAAGAGGAGAAUAUAUGAGAAGAUAACCAUAUCCAUCGUCUCGUUCUUUCUUUCUUUCUUUCGUCUCGUCGGCAAUUGUGCUGCUUUGAAUUGAGGGUUUGCAGAGUUCCAUUUCCCAUUUUACUUCUUCAAAUUGAAUAACACAAAUGCGUUAUUCUCAUUCAUAAUUCUCAAAAUACCCUUACAUGCAAUUCCUCAAUUCAACACUUUCCUUCCAAUACGGUCUUACUGAAUAGUUUGGUAGUUGAAGACCUAAAAUGGUUUUAGUUUCCCAUCAACCGCAGGGCUUGUAUGUGACAUUUUCAUCUAGGAAUUUGCCACGGAGCAAAAGUUUGAAGUUGAAGCAGUGUUUAACAAAACGUCACUUGAUUGGAAGAGCUGAUUGGCAUCACAUAUUGAAGCAGACUAGUUGUCUAAGUGUAGGGCCUCCUCACAUUUGUGGAUCCAAGUUUAGACAUUUGACGAUUACAGGCUUCAAGAGCAGAGACCGAAAUGAUGAUUCGGUAACCAGAAGUGAUGAGGUGAAGAUCCGCAAGACCUCAGUUAGAGUAGAAGAGAAGAGGGAAGUUAAGUCAGAAUCUCCAAAGACCCACAAUGUUCCACUCUCUGGUGCCUCUGAUGCUAAUGAGAGCCUUGAAGAAUCAUCUGUUAUUCAUAAACUUUUCAAAAAAUGGGUGACAAUCUUGUGCUCACCAUCAUCAAAUCAAGGAGUGGAGGAAUCUUUGGGAGAACCACCUCCAGAGGUUUUAUCAAAAACAUCACAAGGGAUGCAACAGACUGAAAAAAAGCAGACUUUGAAGGUGGUGUGGUCUACAUUUCAGUCUCUGGAUGCAACAAUAAAGAUUCCUCUCUUAAUAUUUGCUCCUUUCUUCCUGGCUGUUAAUGCAAUUUAUGGUCCUGAAGUGUCCAAGGAGUUAACUCCAUUAUGGAUUAUAGGGCCACUCGUUGUGGCUCUAUACGUCAUGAUGGUGCGGGUGCUGUGUUCACUUUAUGUCUACAGCUUCAAGCAGACUGUGAAAGUAAUUGUGAAUUUACCCUCAUACUGCAAUUUAGCCCACAGCUACAUUUUUCAUGGCAAGCUCAAAGAAGAUAUAAAAGCUCAUAUUUUGCAGCCUGUAUUGAACAUAAAAAAUGCAGAUUAUAAACAGCUGACAAGAAAAAUGUUGAAAGUAUUGUCAGAAUGGAUGCGAGAGAAGUAUAUUGAUUUUGUGGAAUCAAUAUGGCCCUAUUAUUGCCGGAUGAUCAGAUUUUUAAAGAGUUCAAAUCUUAUAUAAAUUUGAAAAUAUAAAUUUGUAUUUUUGUUUAGGGUAAAGCUUCUUCUGGAUAGGGAUAAAAUAGAAAAAAAUUGGAAGGGGGAGUUCCUUGAAGUAUCUUGAAAACAUUUUUUGGUGUUAGGUUAGGCUGCAACUGUAUUGAUUGGUAAUUACAAGGUUGUGUAUUAGAUUAAUUAUACUGUUGUAUACUAUACUGUGUAAUAAUUGGAAGUUGGCAUACGUUAUAUUCAAUCCAGCUCCUAGCACUA
Messenger RNA from Trifolium pratense (red clover), 1531 nucleotides. RefSeq lists its product as uncharacterized. The transcript is spliced from 5 exons. The record is from RefSeq and is a predicted model, not a curated record. Lineage: Eukaryota; Viridiplantae; Streptophyta; Magnoliopsida; Fabales; Fabaceae. Bases 267 to 1283 code for a protein of 338 amino acids.